GCUUGUCCGUGGAAAGAAAAUUUGUAGCUAAAAGACAAGGAAAGAAAGAGCAAGGAAGCAACCCCUCACCGAUUCCAAUUCCUAUAUGUGCACGCUUCAUUUGUGGGAAAGAUGGAAAACGAUGAGGGAAUCAAGUGUUUGCUAGAUUUAAUUGAAUGGUGCAAGAAGAACUUCAAUCCUGAAAAUGGUGGAAACCUCGGUAAAACCAUAACCUUCCUUCAAUCUCUUCAACAAGAAAUACAGGAAAUUGAAUGUUUACUACCACCGCAAGGAGCAGCACCUACAUCUUUCAAUACCCAUGGAACAGAUCUACAACGUGGGCAGGAGAUCGAAUCUUCAGCACUGCAGGGAGACGCAUUUGGGUCUAAUCCCCACGUCAAUGAACAGGAAAUUGAAUCUGCAGCACAUCAAGGAGGAGCAGCACCUACAUCUUUCAAUGUCCAUGGAACAAAUCUACAACGUGGGCAGGAAAUCACUCAAAUAAGAAAACAAAACACCAACUUUGGAUCAACUCUAAAUCAAGGGAUUAAUAUGGAGAUGAAUAAAAAACGAAAAUUGAGGUCAGAUGUUUGGAAUCACUUCAUAAGGUAUAGACAUGAAGAUAAAGAGAUGAAGGCUCAGUGUCAACACUGUAAGAAAUAUUUUAAUGGAUCAAGUAAGAGUGGAACUACACAUCUCAGAAAUCAUCUAAAAAGUUGUUUGAAAAAUCAAAAUAUAGUAGCAGACAAAAUGAAAGAGUUGAGUGUGGUUGAUCAAGAGCUGAAUCACUGUAAUUUGGCGCGAAAGGUCAUUAAAUAUGGGUGGGACAACAUAAAAGAUGAUAUAAUUGAGGUUUAUGAAGAAGAGAAAGAUAAGUUGCACAGAUAUUUAGCUAAACUUCCUGGUCGUUUUAAUGUAAUAAUUGGAAAAGAUACAGGGUAUGGUGUUCAGUUUGUGAAGAUUUGGUUUAUUGAUGAUAAAUGGAAAUUGAAAACGAGGCUUAUUCAUUGGAAGAAUUAUGAUAGUGAUGGAGAACCCUUAAAUGAAGACUCUCUAAAGCGUUUGAUUCAAGAUUGGAACAUGGAUAAAAGAAUUUUGUCUAUGAUUGAUCACAGGGUUGAUCCAUCAAAAGAUUUGGUACCUCAGCUUACCAAUUGGCUUAAUGAAAGAGUUUCACUUCCUGUCAUCGGGAAUUAUAAGACAUGUCAUAAGUCAUUAGGUGGUUUUGAAUUUAGUGUAAAAUUUGUGGCAAUGGGAAGUGACAUUAUGUCCGAAGUGAGGGAACUAAAAGACUACUACAUGACAUCAUCAAACAAAUAUAAGUUUGACUUAGCGGUAAAACAAGUUGAGUCCAUGGGUAAAAAAGUGACUUCCAAAUAUAAUGAUGUUUCUUGUCUUUAUAAUUUCAAAUUGCUUGAUUGGGCAAUGGGAUAUAAAGAAGUAUUUUGUGAACUGAAGCGCAUAGAUCCUGAUUUCACGUCUUCCAAUUUUGAUUGGGAUGACGCUGCUUCACUGCACAGUUAUUGGGUAGUGUUUGAAGAUAUAAAAAAUGAUAUUUGGAAACUGGAAAUUGAUAUUUGGGAACCGGAAGAUGAUUCUGAGUUGGCAAAUGAUUCUAAGUUGGCAAAUGAGUGUUUCCCUAUGGUUUAUCACUUUUUUUUAAGAAUGCUACGGUUCAAAAAUACUGAAAAUCAGUACUUUCGCCUUGCUGCAUUACGUUGCAGAGAAGUUUUUGAUGAACAUUGCAACAACAUAGUAACUGUAAUCCCAGUGAUUCUGGAUCCAAGAUUUAAACUAGAUAUUGUAGAGCGUUUCUACAAUGAAGUUUAUGAUAACGAGGGAGACUUACACUUCAAGAAAAUCAUGGAUGAUGUUAAAAAUAUUUACAAUAAAUAUGCGACGGAUGUCAACAAUUCUUCCAUGGUGAUAGCAAAUCCAAACGAGGCUGCUUCAUCAAAAUCAGAAUUCGAGCGCUAUUUGACAGCUGACAAGGUUCCUCCACUUGAAGGCUUUGACAUACUGGAAUGGUGGCGUAAGAAUUCUCCAACUUACCCAGCAUUAGCUAUGAUGGCUCGGGAUUUCUUAUCCAUUCCUAUUGUUGAUUCUCCUUAUGUGUAUUUUGCGGAUGACGUCACUGAUAUUUAUUAUAUGGAUUUCGAUGUUGGCUUAAAAGAUGUUUCGGCAUGUACAAAAGUUUGGUUAAACGACCAUGAUUGUAUGUAAUGAAGUUGUUGAAAUAAAAAUAUGUAUUCUAUUUUUCCCA
Mangifera indica (mango) is the source of this 2242-nucleotide messenger RNA. Its product is annotated as zinc finger BED domain-containing protein RICESLEEPER 3-like. NCBI's taxonomy places the organism in Eukaryota, Viridiplantae, Streptophyta, Magnoliopsida, Sapindales, Anacardiaceae. Gene Ontology annotation, molecular function: DNA binding; protein dimerization activity. The transcript is spliced from 6 exons. The record is from RefSeq and is a predicted model, not a curated record. Bases 112 to 2202 code for a protein of 696 amino acids.